Hemiscyllium ocellatum (epaulette shark) is the source of this 1502-nucleotide messenger RNA. Its product is annotated as prostaglandin F2-alpha receptor-like. Gene Ontology annotation, biological process: positive regulation of cytosolic calcium ion concentration; inflammatory response; adenylate cyclase-activating G protein-coupled receptor signaling pathway. Gene Ontology annotation, molecular function: prostaglandin F receptor activity. The coding region runs from base 127 to 1212 and encodes 361 amino acids. NCBI's taxonomy places the organism in Eukaryota, Metazoa, Chordata, Chondrichthyes, Orectolobiformes, Hemiscylliidae. The transcript has 3 exons. Gene Ontology annotation, cellular component: plasma membrane. The record is from RefSeq and is a predicted model, not a curated record.
AGCUGACAGAGAGCAGACCAGCGCCUGCUACCUUGGAGAAUUCCACCCGAACCCUGCGGGAACUCUCAAAACCAUCAUAUUGGACGAUAUUGCAGGAUGAAUUUUGACAAAACAGGCCUCUCCUGAAUGAUGCUUCACAUCGACAUCAUCGCAAAUGCAUCAACCUCCAACACCACCAACAACACCUGUGCCGAUGAGUCGAGAUCCAUUCACAUCCCGCUUAUCUUCAUGACUAUUGGCGUCCUCUCCAAUGGUGUUGCUCUGGCUAUUCUGGUGAAGGCCUACAAAAGGUUCAGACAGAAAUGGAGAGCAUCCUUCCUGCUGUUUGCCAGCGGACUGGUCUGCACAGACUGCUUGGGCCAUAUCAUCACUGGCUCCAUAACCAUCAGGGUGUACGCCAUGAACAAAAACUGGGCAAGGAUUGACUCCUCGGGACAUCUCUGCCCAUUUUUAGGAACCAGCAUGGUUUUCUUUGGCCUCUCAGCCUUGUUCCUUGGCAGCGUCAUGGCAAUUGAACGGUGCCUGGGCAUCACUCAGCCCCUUUUUCAUUCUGCCAAGGUGACUUCACGCCGUGUCAUGCUUAUCCUGGGUGGCACUUGGCUGUUUGCCCUGGUAAUCGCUUUGCUUCCUGUUCUCCACUUUGGAAAAUAUACAGUUCAAUGCACUCAGACCUGGUGCUUCCUAAACACAAAGGACAUCAAGUUUGGGGUGGACAGUGGAAUUCUGCUCCUGUUCUCGUCUUUGGGAUUGACUGCUCUCAGCAUUUCCUUCUUAUGCAACACCAUUAGUGGCAUGGCUCUGGUGAGAUCUCACAUCAAGAACAAGCUCAACAGACAAGGGAAAUCACACCACGUAGAAAUGUUGGUCCAAUUAAUGACCAUAAUGCUUGUCUCCUGUGUUUGUUGGGGUCCAUUCCUGGUAUCCGUGGCAACUAUAGGCAGCUUAAAUGCAAGCCCAGAAGCAAUAACUUCACUUCUCUUCAGUGUUCGAAUGGCUGCCUGGAACCAGAUCUUGGAUCCCUGGGUUUAUAUCUUGCUUCGGAAAUCAGUUCUAAAGAAAAUUUGGAAAAUUACGAACAUGUGCAUGGGGAGGCAAAACAUUAGACUUCACAACUGGAACUGCAGCUCACUCCAAAGCACCAUUAAGUCAGCUGCUAUGGAAAGCUCACUAACUGCAGUUAAACGACAGCCAGAGAUAUCGAGAAUAAAUUAAACCAAGUGAUAGUUGUCUUUAACCAUGUGUUAUAUCAGGGCUGUCAGAGCCAUAACUGGACUGUGGAGGUCUCCAAUUGUGCUUAAAUUUCUCAAUGGCUUACCUGUGCCCUCCUCAAGCAUUGUGGGUCUGGAAGGUUUGAAAAAUAAAUCGCAAAUCACAAAACCCAAGAUCUGUUAGUAAAGAUCUCCUGCAGAAUACAUGCAAAUGAGCUGAAACAUUAAUUCACAUUUUACUCAUGGCUCAUAAAGUUGUGCAAUAUUCACAUUUGGGUACAUGAAGCUAUCAAG